Molecule: messenger RNA, 2926 nt
Organism: Stomoxys calcitrans (stable fly)
Lineage: Eukaryota; Metazoa; Arthropoda; Insecta; Diptera; Muscidae
Gene: mio
Product: GATOR complex protein MIOS
Exons: 11
Coding region: 61-2625 (854 amino acids)
Biological process (GO): positive regulation of TORC1 signaling; cellular response to amino acid starvation
Cellular component (GO): cytoplasm
Molecular function (GO): protein binding
Source: RefSeq, a predicted model, not a curated record
UAGUCAAAUGUUUAUUUGUUUAGACAAAUUAGUGUAAAUUGGAGAUAAGAGAAAAAAAGAAUGAGUGGCAACAUUCAUGGCUUAAGUUGGUUUCCUAAUAUACCCGACAAAUUUGUUACAUGGGGCCAGGAAAUCAAUUUGUAUGAAGUGCGCAAAGGCGAGACUGACAUAAAAGCUCGGCUUCCUAAUAUAUCCGCAAAUUUUAAGGCUAUUGAAAACCGUUACCAAUAUGCUAGAUGUGUUCAACCAUCGUACCACAAGGACAGGCCAACUAUUGCCGUUGGCUUGGGUGAUGGCAAAAUAGGCAUAUGCAACUUUCACGAUGUGGCGGACAAUAGCUGGGAAUACACUCCACGACAACAGCGAAUGUGCCUGUGCUUGGCAUGGAAUGAAACGAACCCUAAUAUAUUGGCUAUUGGACAUGAUCGUUAUCGUUCCGAUUCUUGCAUUACAAUAUGGGAUAUAGAAAGAGGUUUGCCAAAAGAGAGUGGUUCAAGUUUCUUCGGUGUAUCGGAGUCUGCACACUCAUUAUGCUGGGAUAAAAAUCAUCACGUCCUUAUUGCAGGAAUGAAUCAAAAACAUAUUAAACUUUUCGAUCUAAGACAAAGUACUGCAACCUGCCAGUCUAUACAAACUAAAACCGUUUAUGGAUUGGGAGUGGCGCCAAAUGGAAACUACCUUUGUAGUUUUUUCGAUUCUGUCAUUAUGCUGUGGGACUUAAGGUCUAUUGAUGCUUCCAUAAAGCAAAUUCAAUCGGCCAAAAAUCAUUUGCAGAUAAGUUGGUGUCCAACUCGAUCCAGCCUUCUGUCAUCUUUGCAACGCGAGUCCCCCUACAUCUCAUUAUAUGACAUACGCUGUGUGGAUGUGGAAAAAACUCGGGAAGUUUAUAGUGUUAAGAAGCAGCUACUGCCAUUCCAUACCAAACAUCACGCGUCACACAAAGGCUAUACGCUAACCGCCUUGUCAUGGCACAACAUUGAUUUCGAAAGAGCUUUGCUACUUUCCGAGACAGGCAGUAUCAUGGAUUUCCGUUUACCCCUGUCCAUACUGACGGCCUACAGUAAUCACAAAAAGUUGCCUCUUUUGCUGCAGCGCCCACUCUCUGCUGCCAAUACACCAGUCCAUAGCAGCGAAACUAGCCAAACUAGCACAUCGGAACUGGCCAAUGCAAAUUCCUCAUUAAAUUUUCAGGUUAUCGAUGACAAGCUUUUGGAAGAGGAUCUUGUCGAUGAGACUAGGGAACGUGCCUUGAGUGAUUAUGGUUUGAAAAUGGAUGGCAAACGUUUAAGCGGAGAGUUUCAUUUGACUCCGUACUUGAAAACGGUUUGGCUAAGUUUGGCCAACCUGUAUCGCAGCGAAGAAAAAUUGAUCGGAUUGAAAAGUGUAUUGGGCAUUGGCUUAAGCCACACAUCGACAGCAUUUAUGAAUACAUCCAGAAUUGAGUCGCAUGUUUUACAGUGGCCAGAUUUCAUAAACAACUCUAAUAACUUAGUCUGCUACAGAAGUGAUCAACGUGACACAGCUUUAAAGUUAUGUGGUUGGGCUUCAGAGCAAGAAUUGGAGCGAUUCAUAAACACUUUGUGUGAAAAUAAGGAAUUUAGCCGCGCUGCAAUGAUUUAUGUUUUUCACCUGAAAGUUCUUGCAGCUUGUGAUAUUUUGUCCAAAGCAGUGGAUCAAUCGAGAGACCCAAGCAUGUUUCGCAUUGCAGCUAUAGCUCUUUCCAGUUUCAACGCUGACCGUACAAGUACUGCCUGGCGAAAUCAAAGAUCACUGGCAAAUAUGCAAAUACAGGAUCCGCAUUUGAGGGCAAUAUUUUCAUUCCUGAUAGCUGAUAACGAUAAUUUUGACUCUGUGUUGACUGAAGAGGGCAUAUCUUUGGCUGAUCGCAUGGGAUUUGCCUGCAAAUACUUGUCUGAAUCGAAGCUUUCGGAAUAUGUCAAGUUGCAGAUACAAAAGUCUGCGGAAAAGGGAGAUCUGAAUGGGCUUUUGCUUACUGGAGAAUCUCAUGACGGUAUCAAUAUAUUACAGGCGUAUAUGGACUCCACAUUUGACAUACAAACUGUGGCCCUUAUUGCUAUAAACUAUUUUCAUCGGGAACUAUUUAACGAUAUUCGCAUCCAGUAUUGGAUCAACAGCUACAUGGAUUGUCUUAAUUCCUGGGGCUUCUGGGAGAAACGCGCCGAAUUGGAAAUCAAAAUAGCAAAUUUACGUUCGGCUAUUCGAAGCCCACGUACUGUUUACUUGUCUUGCAACUUUUGUGGCAAGUCCGUUUCAAAUGCUUUGCAGGAAGACGCUCGCAUGCGAAAUGUGUCUUCGAAUAUCAAUAAGCUAUCAUCCUGUCCCAGUUGUCGCAAGCCACUGCCGCGUUGUUCCUUGUGUCUAUUACAUAUGGGAACAACACUUAACGCCUAUCCAGCUGGUGAAGGAGGCCACGAAAGUUUAGGUUGGCAAUCCAAACCAUUCUCCAAAUGGUUUUCUUGGUGUCAAACGUGUCGCCACGGCGGCCAUACCGAGCAUCUCAUGCAGUGGUUCAAACAAUACGCUGAGUGUCCAGUGUCUUCGUGCUCUUGCCGUUGCUUCGACAUGGACGUCACAAAUCCAGAAGCGGCUAGAGAUCUCUCUUAAGGCUACUUUAAACUGAAAGACUUUUUAUAUGAAGUAUGGGGAAUUUUCCGGUACAUAUUCGGUAUAUAUCAGAUUAUUUUUUUGCAAUUGGAACUUGGUUCCACUUUAUCCUGUUGAUGAUAAGAAAAGACUUUUCCUAUAUUUUAAAGUUUUCAUCUAGUGACAUGCUCUGCGCACCUAAACAUUAAAAACAACCAAAUAUGUACAUAUGUAUAUAUUUUAUAUGUAUGUUAUGAGUUUAUACUUUUGAUAUAUUUAAUGAAUGAAAAUAAACGUAGGCGAACAAUUGAAGUGCUAUCUA